Suillus clintonianus is the source of this 1214-nucleotide messenger RNA. Its product is annotated as small subunit of acetolactate synthase-domain-containing protein. Lineage: Eukaryota; Fungi; Basidiomycota; Agaricomycetes; Boletales; Suillaceae. The transcript is spliced from 4 exons. Gene Ontology annotation, molecular function: acetolactate synthase regulator activity. The record is from RefSeq and is a predicted model, not a curated record. Gene Ontology annotation, cellular component: acetolactate synthase complex; mitochondrial nucleoid. The annotation marks the transcript as partial. Gene Ontology annotation, biological process: branched-chain amino acid biosynthetic process.
AAUGUUAGCACUUCGGUCGCGUUGUGCCUUUCGAGCAGCAAAUCCGCGGUUUUUCUCGACUUCGACGCGUCUUAACGCUCCCGAUGGUGCACCAAAACCUCCACGAUCCAUCGAUGACUCCACCUCUGCGCUGGAUUACAAAACUGCACAACGGACUCGUCCACCACCUCUUCCUACCACGGACCUUCCAAGAUCCAGAAGUGCGGAAGAAGCUGUGACAAAUAUCCUCUAUAACACCCCUCCUCCAAGUCUACAGCCAUUUAAAAAACAUAUAUUUAACUGCUUGGUACAAAAUGAACCUGGUGUGUUAUCUCGCGUGUCCGGCAUCCUCGCUGGACGCGGGUUCAACAUUGACUCUCUCGUGGUGUGCCGGACCGAAAUUCGCGACCUAAGUCGCAUGUCCAUUGUCCUUAGUGGGCAGGAUGGAGUUGUUGAGCAGGCGAGGAGACAGCUGGAGGACCUGGUGCCUGUAUGGGCUGUUCUCGACUAUACAGAUACCCGCGUCAUCACGCGUGAAUUGCUCCUGGUCAAAGUAUCCAUUCUCGGUCCCGAGUAUUUGGAGGACCAAUUUGUAGGUGGACCUUCCCAUGAACCGAGACGGGGUCCCCACCCACCUCACCGCGAGACCAAGCUCGAAAAAGAGACUGCGCUCGCCCACAACUUUGAGCGUGGUGCCCACCCCAACUCUCACGCAGAAUCACAUUCUCCACCCCCAUUGACACCCUCCGAGGCUCUCCGCCUUAAACACCAACACCUUCAAUCUGUCUCCGUCUUAGCCGACCAAUUCGGAGCCAAGAUCGUCGAUGUGAGCGAGAACAGCGUCAUCGUCGAGCUCACUGCAAAAACAAACCGCGUUGUCGCAUUUUUGAGUUUACUCAAACCAUUUGGAAUUUUGGAGUCAGCUCGGACUGGUCUUAUGGCAAUGCCGCGGACACCUAUCUCACGUUCCUCGGAUGAUUCUGACGAUGCGGUAGACGAGGUUGGCACUGUGGACGCCAGCCUUCUUCCUCCUGGUUAGGCGGUCUUUGAUUAGUUGAAGCGGCCGUCGUGUGAUAUGUAUUAAAUAAUAUAUACCAUUCCAGCAAUUUUCACACUGGUCUUCGAGAGCAAUUCCUUGUAGGAUGGUUUCCAUCGCUGGUCGCGCUUGCGAAGUCUUCGCGGGUGUUGUCCACUUCUUGUCCCAUCGGGGAGCUGGUCUCUGCUUUAUACUGGGA